Molecule: messenger RNA, 4332 nt
Organism: Danaus chrysippus (African queen)
Lineage: Eukaryota; Metazoa; Arthropoda; Insecta; Lepidoptera; Nymphalidae
Source: the annotation of a GenBank genome assembly
AUGAAUGUGGGAAUCUUCAAUAGAGUCAACAGCAAAAUCAAAGAGGGUGACGGGAUGUACAGUGAGUGGAACUCACUGCCUCUGGAGGGUGGAGGACGGGGAGUGCUUGGAGCAGUCGGGGGACGAGAAGUGGUGCUGGCUGUAGUGAGACAACUUGCCUCACAUCAACCGAGCCCUCUCACUACUGAUGAGGAGGUGGAGUGGGUGUUGGAGGUGAUUCGUUUUGGUCUGUCGCUGCCGUUGUCUGAACACGAGGCUUUAAGGGACUGCGUCCGUGUCUGCUGCUCCUGGUUGUCAGCGUUACUCCCACCUGCGGCUCCCGCCCAGCCGCCCCCGCCUGCCGUGCCGCCCGCCCUGGCAGCGCAGCCACACCGCUACGCCAACAAGAUACUCAACCACCUGCACAACCUCUUCAUACCGCGACCCAAUGAGAGCGGUAACCUCAUCAGUAAGCAGGCCGUGUUGUGUCACCGCGUGCUCCGCCUGGCCAGGUCCCUAGCGGACAGCGCGUCCCUCGGUCCUCGUGAGUGGCGCUCCCUGCUCCUACUGCUGCUAGCUGCUGCCGCCGCGCUGCUCGCCCCGCCCGCACCUCUGUACGGUGCUGCUGAACAGCUGUGUGAACGAGUACUGUGUGUGCUGUUCGAGGUCUGGAUACUGGCCUGCCACAGAUGCUUCCCGUCCCCCAGCCUGUGGCGCACCCUCCGCGAGCAGUGUGUCCGCUGGAGACACCGCGCACCCCUCACGGAGCAGUGGGCGCGGGUGUCGCUGUGUCUGACGGCCAGGCUGCUGCAGCACAUGUACGGACCCAUGUACCCCGCCCUGCCCAUCAGCGAGGAGGACGCUCAGCUGGUGCCGGCGGACAUGAGCGCGGAGGCGGUGACGCAGGCCUGGUACCGCAUCCUGCACACCAUAGGGAACCCCGUGGACCUCACACGCCCCGCGCUCAUUAGCCAUACACCGGAGUUCCUACAGUACUGGAUGACCGUGGAGGAAGGUCAAGGUCAGGGUCGCGAGGUCGAGGGUCGCGACUCGUGGGUGGGGUCGCUGGCCCACAUCUUCCACCGAGCUAUGAUGGGGGUCGCGGCCCACGUGGACGCAUUCCUUGGGCGGAGCACGGAGCGCUGGGUGGUGGAGACGGCGGGGGCCGCGGGGGGAGGGGCAGGGGGGCCCGGCCUCCCCGACGAGGGGGACCUCACGCCGCCCGCACACCGCCGCCUGGCCAAGAGCUUCAGCACCAGCAGGCCGCGGGAGAAGCUGCCCGACAAAAGUACCCCUCGGUCGUCUCUCAUAGGUCUGUCGAGCGGUCGUCCGGCCAGCGUGGCUCCUACCACUCCACCCAAUUCUAUUACAUCACAAGUGUCGGAGUGUGAGAAGCCCCCGCCAUGCCCGCUCCGGCCGCAGGUCAACUCCAUCCUGCAUCUGUUCGGUGACUGGCUGCUGGACGCAGCGCUCGUCGGCAGCUACACGCACACGAACGAGAAAGUGGAGGGCACGCCGCCACCACCGUCACUGUCUGAAGCGGCUCAGAAGAUUAGCAUGAUCAACUAUCAAGCAGGUCGUUGUGUAGCGCUGGGCGCGCUGUGCCGCGUGCUGUGUUCCAAGCAGGGCCGGGAGGCGGUGCUAGCUCCGUACCUCGCCCGCGCCUACAGCGCCCUCCAGCGAGCGCUGAGGGACCCGCGAGCGGCUGCCGCCGUGGUGCUGCACGCUGCUGACAUCUUCCGCGUGGACCUGGAGGGCGUGCUAGUCCUGGUGCCGGACUUCCUCUCGGCCCUGGAGCGCGUGUUGUCUGAGCGCGAGCCUCGUCUGGACUGCGCGCACGUGGACCGCCGCGAGCUGCGCCGGGCCGCCGUCAGCCUGCUGCUGUCGCUGGUCGCCUUUCCCUACCACUACCGGGGCCUGCCUGUGCCGGAGUUCCCCGGACAAAAUGAAUACGCGGGCAUGUGUCUGGGCGAGUUCGCCCGCGGCCGCCUGUCGGUGGUGGCGGCCUGCGCCGUGCAGACGGAGCCCGAGGAGGCGCUCGCCGUGCCGCUGCUGGCCGCGCUCUACCUGUGUGUGAGGCACAACGCGUGCGCCGCCGACAAGAGAGGUGGGGGGGGGGAUACACGGGGACAGAAGAGUGGUAGAGCUCGCUCCGACAGCGCCGGGCCCAGCGUGUCGUCGGAUGACUUCGCGGCCGACGUUAGGGAGCUAGACCCGUCCUCGCCCAGCUUCGGGUCGUCGCUGGUGGUCCGCGCCACAUACCUGGUGUGUCACCGCCUCAUCUCCUCGUGGAAGGGUGACCUACAAGUGUCUCUUGCGGCCCUGGAGCUACUGUCCGGACUCGCCAAGCUACACGCCUCUAAACCCGCAGAGGCGAUGGAGCGUUCCCGUGCGGUGAGGUGGAUGUGUGACUACAUCGUGGCCCAGUGCGCGCGGCCGCCGCCGGGCCACUCGCGGGACGUCCACUCGUGCGUGGUGGGCGCGUACGGCGCGCUGGCCGCGUGGCUGUGCCCGCCGCUCCUGGCAGACGGACAGUGCCUGGCUGCCCUGCUGGAGGUGGUGGAGCUCGGCAUCUCGGGCUGCAGGAGCCGCGGCGACCGGCCCGCCAUGAAGGACGACAAGGAGCUUAAACCUGUGUCCAUGAGGGUGCGGGAUGCCGCGGAGGCGCUGCUCAUGCUGAUACUGGAGCAGGUGGGUGAGAGCACGUCUGAGGGUCGCUGGUGUCGGCUGGACGAGCGCUGGCUGCAGGUGCUGGGUCACGCUCCCCUCCGUCACUUCUCUCUGGACGGACACAUCCUGUUGUCUCUGUUGGAGGAGCCGCUGGCCAACAGUCAGGAGCCGCAGCCCACCGUGGUCGUAAUAAUCCGUUCGUCGUGGGGUCGCUGGUCGUGGUCGCUGUGUUCCCGCGGCGCUCCUCGCUGCGCCACGCUGGGCGGCUCCUCGUGUCCCCGCCCCGUGGCCAUGUUGGAGCCCCCCGCCCGCCCGCCCGCCACCUGCCGCGCCCUGCCCGCCGCUCCGCCCUGUGCACUUGACUCAUCGUUCCCGUCCCUGGAGGCUGUUCUCCGUCGCCUGAGUGACCCGGGCGCCGCCACGCUGUUCAAGCUGCUGGAGCAGCAGGCCGCCAUCGAGAAGAAAGUCAGAGAUAAUGAGGACAAGGCGUUGCCAGAGGAGUACGUUCCCCCGGAGCCGGUGACCGAGUUCCAGACGGCGAGGCUGUUCCUGGCACACUUUGGACUACUGAAUAUAGGAGGAGAGAAGAAGGGUGCUCCUCCCCGCCUUGUGUCUCUAAGCGGGGGCGAAGCCCUACAAGCGGCGUUACGUCGCCUAGACGCCACAGGAGCCCGAGCGGCCCUCACCGCGCACGUGUUCUACGCGCGCCGCGGACAGACGCGCGCCGAACAGAUAGUGGCCAACGCCGCGCGCUCACACGGACUGUCACCGGCGUACAUUAGGAUGUUACGAGGACUCGGAUCGCCGGUGUUCGUGUCGACUCACGCCGGGUGGAGCGGCCACGUCCGCACCAGCUACGACGCCGCGUCCCCCGCCGCGCCCCGCACGCCCCGCGACACACACACACCACACGACGAACAGAGCUUCACGCCCAGCCUGUACGACGGACGGGAGCAGGUGCUGUACUGGGCGGACGCCACGGACGAGAUCGCGUUCGUAGUGCCGUCCGGACGAGCUGAUGAUGAACACGUGGACGGACCGUGUCUCUCUACCAAUCGCUCAGAUAGUACAGACAAGUCCGGUGGAUCCUGGUGGGACGUGUCGGGAGGCGUGGUCGGGGGCGUGACCUACGAACGUAGUGUGAGCGAGAGCGAGCGAGGAGAGAAACGUACAUUAGACAACGCUAGAGCACUGUCGCUCGAUUUGGACAAACCGCAGCAGACACAGCCCGGACAUGGUACGGGCAGCGGCAGGAGGAACAGAGACUUCGCUCCAAAGAUACUGAUCAUCUGGCUCGAAGACUUUGAGGACCACCUCAACAUGCCCAUCGACGACCUCAUCUCCUACUGUGAGACGGGCGUCCCGUGUCGCCGCUCGGACACGGCCGUGUUGUGUGUGAGCGCCGUGAGGAGCGGCCUGGUGCGGGUGGGGGUGACCGGGGGUGCGGGCGGCGCGGCGGGGGGCGCGGGGGUGCUCGCGGACGGCUCGCUGGUGGCGCCUCGCCUGCUGCCCGACUGUCUGCGGAGGGCUGCCUGCUUCCUGGCGCGGCGGGCGAGGCUCAACACGGACCUGUACCAGCCUCCUCCGGUCCGUCGUCGUCAGCUGAUCCAAGAGAUCUCCCACCAGUUCAAGCGUGACCUGUCGGAGCCCGAGCUAUUGGAGUCCCUGUUCAAGGCGCCCUAG